This is a messenger RNA of Capsaspora owczarzaki ATCC 30864, 2553 nucleotides long. Its product is annotated as response regulator receiver domain-containing protein. The transcript is spliced from 3 exons. Gene Ontology annotation, biological process: phosphorylation; regulation of DNA-templated transcription; phosphorelay signal transduction system. Gene Ontology annotation, molecular function: phosphorelay sensor kinase activity. The coding region runs from base 1 to 2484 and encodes 827 amino acids. The record is from RefSeq and is a predicted model, not a curated record. Lineage: Eukaryota; Filasterea; Ministeriida; Capsasporidae.
AUGGCGGAAACGAUCGACCGGCAAAGGUGGGCCAUCUGGGCAGCGCUGCUAACGGUGCCAGCGACCAUCCAUGCGAUUUAUCGCCGAUUCACCGUCGCGCUGCUUCGCAUGUUCCCCAUGAACGACACCAAUUUCUAUAGUGAAGGAAUAGCAGCGGACGGCCAAACUUCCAUGCUCGAAUCGCCGGGUCCGCUGCUGCGCGGCGACAAUUCGCAGCAGGACGAAAUAAACGCCGAAGGGUUCGCGCGCAGCGUUCAUCUUGAGCAGGACACCCAUUCCGUCUCAGCCCCCGCCGCGAUGCACCUGCUGGCACCCCUAGUCAUCUUAUUCGCAGUCCUACAUGUUAUCUGCAUCCUAUUGGUCUCUCAAGCCUGGGCGGCCUCUCCCAGGAGCUAUCCCGGAAUUCACCUGGAAUGCCAAGCCUGGCGCCAUGCCGUUCUGGCCGGGGCUCUUGACGCCAUCGUGAUAAUCGACAGGCACGGGGUCAUCAUCGAGUGGAGCCCGAGCGCGGAAACAAUGCUUGGUUGGAGCCGUCAAGAAGCAGUGGGUCGCAUGCUGUGCGAUCUCAUCAUUCCCGAGCAGGCUCGAGAAAGCCACCGGAACGGAAUGACCAAGUGCCUUAGAGAGGGAGACGGGCCAUUCCUGCACACGCAUGUCGAUACCGAGUCGCUUUGCAAGCACUCUGGCAAGCUUCCGGUGCGCAUUUCCAUUAAGCGUUUUCGCCAAGACAACGAUCUUUGCUUUAUCGGAUUUAUCAAAGACAUAACGGACAAGCGACAGCGACAGAUUGUCGAGCAGGAAGCCAUCUUGACGUUGAACGCUGCGAAGGUGGCCAACAACCGGUUUUUGUGCAACAUGUCGCACGAGCUGAAAACCCCACUCAAUGGCAUUAUGGGCAUGGCGCAAUGCCUUUCGAACGUGAUCACAGAUGAGCAACAGAUCGAAUGGCUGCAAAUGCUCAUGGACUCUGGCGCUUCGCUCGUCGAAAACGUGAACGACAUUCUCCUCCUGUCCACGAUCAACUCCAACGAGGUCGAGCUCAAGAUGUCGCGGUUUUCGCUGCGCGAUGUACUCGUGGAGCAACUCGACAAACUUCGGCCGCGCGCACAAGCCAAGCAGCUGCCUCUGCCCUUUUCAGUCGAUGAGAAUGUUCCAGACAUGGUGGUGAGCGAUCGCUCUCUUAUCGAGCAGAUUCUGUCUCGCAUCCUGCGAAACGCCAUCAAGUUCACCUCGGAGGGUUCGGUGCAGGUCCACGUACAGCUGGACUCGAAUGCGGCCAGUAAAAGUGGAGGUGCUCGGCUGCUGCAGCCCAUGACGUCCAAAACACAAAUGGAGGACGUUGCUCAAGCUUCCACGUCGGGGUUCAUCCCGUAUGCACGCUAUAAUUCCAUGGACGAGUCCCAGGAGCAGACGCACCAACCUGCAAAGGACCCUGCCCAAGAAGCUGCCGCUCCGAAAAUUGAAGUGUCCAUCCCGACCAGUAUUCGGAUACAAGUCACAGACACUGGCAUCGGCAUGAGCGAGCUCACGUUGUCGAGGGUGUUUGAGCGCUUCUUCCAGGCCGACUCGUCCGCUGAUCGCAAGUACGGCGGGAUGGGGAGCGGCUUGGCCAUCUGCAAAGGGUUGAUCGAGCUUCUCAACGGUGCCAUCCAAGCUUCGAGCGUUGAAAACCAAGGCACGACCAUUUCGAUCGUGCUGCCCUUCAACCUUGCGCUCCCAUCACCACCGACUCUGCCCGAUGAGGUGGUCACCAAAUCACCGCUUGCGGCGGUUCAGGACAAUUCGGUUCGGAUCGAGGGAGCUGCUGCUGAGGGUUUGUCCACCACUCUUCCUGCGCCGAGUAUGGAUUUUUCAGCCACUGCCCAGGCCGAAUCAUCGAAUGGAAUGCAGCCUGGGUCACACUUGGUCUCCGGUCCACUCACGCCCGACCCCACCGAUGAAGCGCAGCCUUUGGCAGCAUCGACUUCUUUGCCGCCUGAAUCCACCUCCCGCACUAUUGUUCCUGUCCCUGCUGUAAAUCCAGACGUCGAGUGUCCAUCCUGCUCCAGCCCGGCUCAUCCUAUUCAGAGGGCACUCCGAAAGAUGGGACCGUCCCCGCAGCGUGCUCGCAUUUUGGUCGUUGACGACAACAAUGUCAAUCAAAAGGUCGUUGUUACCAUCCUCGACAAGCUGGGGUUCCGAACCCACUCGGCAUUCAAUGGGCAAGAGGCGCUCGACAUGAUGGACGAACACGAGUACGAUGUCGUGUUGAUGGAUUGCCAGAUGCCAGUGCUCGACGGCUACGAAGCGACAAGGCGGUUGCGCGCGCGCGAGCAUGGCACGAAUCGUCACAUCACCGUCAUUGCAGUCACAGCCAACGACGUGCCAGAGGAUGCCGAGCUCUGCCUCGCGGCGGGCAUGGACCACUACUUGCCAAAGCCCGUCAAUCAGGCCAGUCUUUUGGGCCUACUUGCCGAUUGGAUGCACGAGUUGCCGGAAGAAUGAUGGGGUUUUGUGUUUGUUUCGCAGUUCAGUGACCAUUGUUGGAAAAUACAAAAAAAAAUCACCUUGCAA